GAGAGGUGCUGUGGGGCGAGAGGUGCGCGGAAGGAUGGCGCACGCGGGGGGCACAGGCUACGAUAACCGCGAGAUCGUGAUGAAGUACAUCCACUACAAGCUGUCGCAGCGCGGCUACGAGUGGGAUGCCGGAGCCGCGGGCGCCGCGCCCCCCGGGGCCGCCCCCGCGCCGGGCAUCCUGUCCUCCCAGCCGGGCCGCGCGCCCGCGCCCUCCAGGACCUCCCCGCCGCCGCCCCCGGCCGCCGCCGCCGGGCCUGCGCCCAGCCCGGUGCCACCUGUGGUCCACCUGACCCUGCGCCAGGCCGGCGAUGACUUCUCUCGGCGCUACCGCCGCGACUUCGCCGAGAUGUCCAGCCAGCUGCACCUGACGCCCUUCACCGCGAGGGGACGCUUCGCCACGGUGGUGGAGGAGCUCUUCAGGGACGGGGUGAACUGGGGGCGCAUCGUGGCCUUCUUUGAGUUCGGAGGGGUCAUGUGUGUGGAGAGCGUCAACCGGGAGAUGUCGCCCCUGGUGGACAGCAUCGCCCUGUGGAUGACCGAGUACCUGAACCGGCACCUGCACGCCUGGAUCCAGGACAACGGAGGCUGGAGGAAGCUGGUCUUCCUGUGUCUCCCAGGCUCACAGCACACUCUUCCACCAGGCCGAUCACACCGGAAAUCCGACGCCUUUGUGGAGCUGUACGGCCCUAGCAUGCGGCCCCUGUUUGAUUUCUCCUGGCUGUCUCUGAAGGCACUGCUCAGUCUGGCCCUGGUGGGCGCUUGCAUCACCCUGGGUGCCUAUCUGGGCCAUAAGUGAAGCCCACAGGCCUGCCACCAACAAACACGCAAAGGCUCGUGAAAGCAGCAGAGAUAGUCCACAUUGCCACUGCUGCACUGCUGAAGCUGCAGACUCUUAAAAAGAAAAAACCAACCACCACCACCACCACCAACACAAACAGCUUUCAGGCUCAACGUUGAACCAGCUACUUACUGCCAAAGGAAAAUGCAAUUUAUUUUUUACAUUAUUGAGAAAAAUAAGAUUUAUUUAUUUAACACAGUCCUGUUGAAUCUCCUGUCUUUGGAAACCCCGCCACGAAUUACUAAGCCCCACCUGGAUGGCUCUACCUGGCUCUCUCGUGCCUGUAAACACAGAUUUUUGUUCCGUACUGUUGGCUGGAGUGACUCAACCAGCUGGAAAGCAAACAGUGACAAAGGGUCUGACUGUUCCAGAAGCCGGGUUUCCGGCUGUUGGAGGUUAGGCAGAAGGUGUUCAUUGGCUGUGUGUGGGGGGGGGGUGGUGCCUGGAGGUUGUGUUCUCAGAGGGAAGGUGCUCGGAGGGGAGGCCUGCCUUCCUGGCCUGAAGAAGGGCACCGCGCAUAUGGUCCACACCAGGCUGGAAGAAGAAACCAUCGCAACUCACACUAGCACGAACGUCCAUGCUCGCUCAGGCUGCACGCCUCCAGCAUGCCCACUGCUUCUGCCCUCUCGUCGCUCCCGUUAGCACUUCCGGCUCCCUAAGACACUCUGCGUCCAUGUGAGUUCUGUUCACUCUGUCCCACUGACUGGACCAAAACCGUUUGAGCGUUUGGUCCAUUUGGACUUCGUAUUUGCCAAGACCUCCGCCCCAAAGGACCGUGACGGGGAAAAUGCCCUUAAACCAUAGGAAAGUAUUUUUUUAAGCUACCGAUUGUGCCGAGAAGCAUUUUAGCAAUUCACACAAUAUCAUCCAGUACCUUAAGCCCUCAUGUGCUUCUUCACAUGUUUUGGAUUCGCUCCCCCUCCAAACCCUGGCCUGGCUCUGUCUGCGUAGGAUGCGGAAUCCUCGGGACCGCGAGGACGCGGGCCUGUUCGGUGACGUCUCCGGCACCAGGCGCCCCGAGCGCCGGCUUCUCCGCCUCGGCUGGCCUGAGGCCUCGUCCUGGCGCCCAGCCUUAGGACGGGCCCUGUGUCCGCGGGCGGCCGGGAGAGAAGGCAGGAGGCCGGGGCCCCGAGCAGGCCCCGCGCCGCCUGGAGCGCAGAGCGGGGCUGAGGCUCUGAGGGCGCGCGCCUGGAGGAAACAGGCGGGGGCGAGGGCGGGCCGCGCCGGAGACACGCGCGGCCGUGCGCGCCGCGCCGGAGACACGCGCGGCCG
Capra hircus (goat) is the source of this 2110-nucleotide messenger RNA. It is a transcript of the gene BCL2, whose product is annotated as BCL2, apoptosis regulator. NCBI's taxonomy places the organism in Eukaryota, Metazoa, Chordata, Mammalia, Artiodactyla, Bovidae. Gene Ontology annotation, molecular function: protein homodimerization activity; protein heterodimerization activity. The transcript is spliced from 3 exons. Gene Ontology annotation, cellular component: mitochondrial outer membrane. The record is from RefSeq and is a predicted model, not a curated record. The coding region runs from base 35 to 796 and encodes 253 amino acids. Gene Ontology annotation, biological process: intrinsic apoptotic signaling pathway in response to DNA damage; extrinsic apoptotic signaling pathway in absence of ligand; negative regulation of intrinsic apoptotic signaling pathway.